Messenger RNA from Portunus trituberculatus (swimming crab), 1068 nucleotides. RefSeq lists its product as uncharacterized. The coding region runs from base 187 to 1068 and encodes 293 amino acids. The record is from RefSeq and is a predicted model, not a curated record. The transcript is spliced from 4 exons. NCBI's taxonomy places the organism in Eukaryota, Metazoa, Arthropoda, Malacostraca, Decapoda, Portunidae.
GUAUAUUUUGCAUGACAGGUAUAUGUUGCCAUUUGCUACACAUACUGGCAUGCAAAUGCUAGAUAUAUUAGUGGACUCUUUUCAACAAUAAAUAACAGUGUUUACCGCAAAUGAGAUGCCUCAAUCUGAUAUAAGACGCUUUAGGCUAUCUAUACAGACAGAAAUACUAUAUAUGGCAAUUCAUGAAUGCCAUAUAUUGCGCAAAUUUCUAUAAGCUAUAUGGUCCAUUCAUCUUUCGUCAUGGAGGGCAAGAGGGUGAAGGUGCCCUUAUACCAGGUGUCGGAGCUGGAGUACUUCAUUUUAUCUGAGGAUCCUGGUGGGGAUGAAGUAGGGGUGGUGAGGGUCCGCCACCACCCUCUAUGCCUGGAACCACCACUCCCCACUACCCAUCUUCACCACCACCAGGCCACAGCCCUCCACCUCCGACUUCACAGCACUCCCCUCCACCUCCGCCUUUCCCUCACAGCCCUCCACCUCCGGCUUCACCGCACUCCCCUCCACCUCCGCCUUUCCCUCACAGCCCUCCACUUCCGGCUUCACCACACUCCCCUCCACCUCUGCCUUUCCCUCACAGCCCUCCACCUCCACCAUCACAGCACCACCACCCAAGAGAUUCAGGGAGAAAUCUCCCGAACUCCAGUUCUUGCAGAACUUAAAUUUAUGUCCCCCUUGCACAACUUGUCCCUUAAGGACCUUACCCUUAAGCUUGUUAUGUUGAUGGCGCUGACCCAUGCAGCAAGGGUGCAGACUUUGCAUUUGUUAAUUCUUACUGACAUUAGUGUUGCUCAGUCCUAUAUUACUCUGAGAUUGCGUGGUACUCUUAAGCAAGCCAGGCCGGGUUUCAAUGUGUGUGAAGUUCAAUUUAAGGCUUAUUCUCAGGAUGCUAGUUUAUGUGUCUGUGCCACUUUAAGGCAUUAUCUGGAGAGGACUGAGUUCGUCAAUGGUGACCAUUGGAAUGUUGGGUAUUCACCUUCUGGUGAAGCACAGAAGGAUAGACUUCUGGGCACUCACCGUCAGGCCCCAACGGGCAGUCCAAGAGUGGACAAGAUCAAGCCCACACUGAAGUGA